Messenger RNA from Plodia interpunctella (Indianmeal moth), 824 nucleotides. RefSeq lists its product as uncharacterized. Gene Ontology annotation, cellular component: nucleus. NCBI's taxonomy places the organism in Eukaryota, Metazoa, Arthropoda, Insecta, Lepidoptera, Pyralidae. Gene Ontology annotation, biological process: translational initiation. The coding region runs from base 102 to 569 and encodes 155 amino acids. The record is from RefSeq and is a predicted model, not a curated record. Gene Ontology annotation, molecular function: RNA binding; translation initiation factor activity. The transcript has 2 exons.
UGACAUUGACACAUGUGCCGCACCGUUCGUGUUGUGUUGUUUUUUGAUACAGUUUUCCGAGUUUUCCAAUAAAUUUGUCUGUAUUUACGAAAAAUAUAAUUAUGUCAAAAGUAACUAAAAGGAAACAUGUAAUGAAUGAGGCCUUAUGGGACGACUAUGAAUUGCCAAAAGAGAAUCAAAAUGUAGUGAAAGUUUUAAAAAGUAAAGGAAACAACUUGCACGAGGUUACCACUCCAUCCGGUGAAGAAUAUCUUGUAUCAAUGCCGACAAAGUUCCGUAAAAACAUUUGGGUAAAAAGAGGCGAUUACAUUCUAGUAGAGCCUAUAUUAGAAGGUGAUAAAGUUAAGGCGGAAAUAGUUAAAAUAAUGAACAAAGACUCUAUAAAAUAUUACAAAGAAAAUAAUGUAUGGCCAAAGGAAUUUAACGAAGCUAAGAAAGAAAUCAAAACUGAUGAGGACAACAUAUUUGUAAACACCAAUAGAAAAAAUGUUAAUGUAUAUGAAAGUGAUAGUGACUCUUCAGAUCCUAGUGACAGUGAUGAUGAUGGUGGAGGGGAUAAUGAUAAAUAAAAUAGUAGUCUAAAACAAGUAUUUCCUUUAUUAUAACCUUAAAUAAAAUUCUUAAAUUAACUUAAUGUCUAAUAACGAACAAUUAAAAUACCGUAGCUAUGAGAAAUACAUCAAUAUAUGAUAACAAAAAUUGUCUAGAAUUAUGAGAGAUCAAUGUCGAAAAUUCAUUUUAGAUCGGUAUCUACAUCAUCAGCCAUUAUGAACUCGUAAAUCCUCUUGAUGAGUUGAACAGACUGCACAUUCGCCCACCCUUCA